AGUUGGAGCUGCAGGAGAGAGACAGAGAGAUUCUCUGUGUUUACAGCCAGCGCAGGCUACGGCAAGCAUCUAACCUGGCCCCCCCUUUCUCCAGCACUUGAAGGGGAGAGUGCGAGGUUAUUUGGGAAUCUGGCCACCGUAGGUCAGCUUUUGCUGCGACUGGAUUGUCAGAGCUGGUAAAGCAGAGCCCAGGGGGACUGAAGGGAGACACAAAUCCCAUUUUCUUUGAGAGGAGAGAAGGGGGGAAAAAAAAAAAAAGAUAAAUUGAGAGAGAGAGAGAAGCGAAGAGACGGAGAAAAAGGCAGAGGAAGCGGAGCGAGUGAGAGAGAAGCAUGAGGACCUACUGGCUGCACAGUAUCUGGGUGCUGGGAUUCUUCCUGUCCCUCUUCUCCUUGCAAGGGCUGCCAGUCCGCAGCGUGGAUUUUACCCGAGGUACCGAUAACAUCACCGUGAGGCAGGGGGACACAGCCAUCCUCAGGUGUUAUGUAGAAGACAGAAGCUCCAAGGUGGCCUGGUUAAACCGUUCCGGCAUCAUUUUUGCUGGAGAAGACAAGUGGUCCCUGGACCCUCGAGUAGAGCUGGAGAAGAGAAACCCCCUGGAGUACAGCCUGCGGAUCCAGAAAGUGGAUGUCUACGAUGAGGGGUCCUAUACGUGUUCAGUGCAGACACAGCAUCACCCCAAGACUUCCCAGGUUUACUUGAUUGUGCAAGUUCCACCAAAGAUCUCCAAUAUCUCCUCGGACAUCACCGUGAACGAGGGCAGCAACGUGACCCUGGUUUGCAUGGCAAAUGGGCGUCCUGAGCCUGUCAUCACCUGGAGACACCUCACCCCAACAGGAAAGGAGUUUGAAGGCGAGGAAGAGUAUCUGGAGAUCCUAGGGAUCACGCGAGAGCAAUCGGGCAAGUACGAAUGCAAAGCUGCCAACGAGGUUGCUUCAGCAGACGUCAAGCAAGUCCGGGUCACUGUGAACUACCCUCCCACCAUCACAGAGUCCAAGAGCAAUGAAGCGGCCACGGGACGACAAGCCUUACUCCGGUGCGAGGCGUCAGCGGUCCCCACGCCUGAUUUCGAGUGGUACAGAGAUGAUACCAGGAUAAACAGUGCUAACGGUCUGGAGAUAAAGAGCACGGGAAGCCAGUCUCUGCUGAUGGUGGCCAACGUCACUGAGGAACACUAUGGGAACUACACCUGCGUGGCUGCCAACAAGCUGGGAGUCACAAAUGCCAGCCUAUACCUUUACAGACCCGGCACAGGGAGAGUAGACAACGGCUCCAUGAGUUUGGCCGUCCCACUGUGGCUGCUGGCAGCGUCCCUGCUCUGCCUACUCAGCAAAUGUUAAUACAAAUCAGAAUUAAAAAUAAUAAUAAUAAUAAUAAUAAUAAUUAAAAAAAAAACCCAACACGACAACAACAACAACAACACACAAAACAAAAUGCGUUAUACAGGAGACAGAGCGAAGAGAGGGGAGAGAGAAAAAAGAGAGGGGGGGAGAGAGAGAGGACUGUUUCUUUCACAACUUUUGUGUGUUCAGGAGUGAAGAGGGGGGAGAGGAAAAAUUACAGCAAAGAAGACUCAGCAACAUUUAAUCCGAAACCUGACAAGCCGGCUGUCAAGUCACCGACCGUCUAGGAGGCAAAACGAAGUGAGGGAGAGAAUGGGGCACCAGCAAGGACUGUGUCGCCAGAGGAUGCUGCAAUGUAAACAAUCCAACAAAACCCACAAAGCCAAUCGAACAGGAGAUCCCUUUUCUUUUCUCUCCUCCUUCCUCUUUCCCAUACUCCCUCACCUUCCUUCCUUCCUCCCUCCUCUUUCUUUCUUUUGCAGAAAGAGGUCUUUGCUUCGGUGUCUAUAGCCACUUUACUUUUUGGAUGCCCUGGGUCAUUUUUGUGAGCCGAUGCUCAGCCAGUUCAUAUUUUUGAAAACAA
Messenger RNA from Haliaeetus leucocephalus (bald eagle), 1926 nucleotides. It is a transcript of the gene LSAMP, whose product is annotated as limbic system-associated membrane protein. Gene Ontology annotation, cellular component: neuron projection. The transcript has 9 exons. NCBI's taxonomy places the organism in Eukaryota, Metazoa, Chordata, Aves, Accipitriformes, Accipitridae. The record is from RefSeq and is a predicted model, not a curated record. Bases 333 to 1340 code for a protein of 335 amino acids.